UUUAUGUCUCGUUGCUUCCGUAAAAAGUGAAAUGAAAUGAUUUAGUAUAAAAGAUGGGCCAUUUCAGUGGAAUGGUAUCAGUUACAGUUUGCUUAUUUUCAAGUACAGACCUUCUUAACCAUAAACAAAACCCUUAAUCAAAAUGUUCAAGUUGGUGGUACUUUCUGUUGUCCUUGCCGUUGUUGCUGCUAAGCCCGGUGCCAUUACUGUUGGAGCCGUUCCAUUGGUCUAUUCAGCACCAGCAACAGCUUUAAUUCAUGAGCCUGCUCAUCUCAUCACCCAAGAGCAUUCAUUGCAGAAGGUUGGUGAUGUUGUCGAGAGUGUGCCCACAGCUGUGUCACAUCAAAGCUCCACUGUCGUUCAUAACCGUGCCAAUGUUGUGACUCCAAUUGUUGCUCCAGCUGUUAAGACCAGCAUUACACCUGCAAUUCGUUCUUAUGCUGCACCAGUGAUUGCUCAUCAACCUCUCCUGCAGUACGCUCUGCCCUACAGCUAUGACUAUUUGAGGUCUCCUCUUUACAAGUCAUAUGUUCCAUCAGUUCCUUUGGCCUACUAAGUGGGAUGAUAAUCGAAUGAAUGAAUGGUGACCAAAAAUAAGCAAAAGUUUAAAUGAUCCGAAUUUAUAUAGAAUUUAAUAAAAAAAAAACAAAAAUAUAAUUUUGAAAAAAUUAA
Eupeodes corollae is the source of this 672-nucleotide messenger RNA. RefSeq lists its product as uncharacterized. Bases 143 to 556 code for a protein of 137 amino acids. Lineage: Eukaryota; Metazoa; Arthropoda; Insecta; Diptera; Syrphidae. The transcript has 2 exons. The record is from RefSeq and is a predicted model, not a curated record.